Molecule: messenger RNA, 1809 nt
Organism: Penicillium nucicola
Lineage: Eukaryota; Fungi; Ascomycota; Eurotiomycetes; Eurotiales; Aspergillaceae
Product: F-box protein
Exons: 1
Coding region: 1-1809 (602 amino acids)
Molecular function (GO): protein binding
Source: RefSeq, a predicted model, not a curated record
AUGUUGUCCGAUCUUCCUUCAGAGAUAAUAUACCAUAUUGCAACAUAUCUCCCAACAGCCAAUGCAUUAGCCCAUCUGUCCCAGACAUGCCGUCGACUGAACGAGAUUAUUUCCGCCGAAGACUCGAGAAUCUUCCGGGCUUUUGUUCAAAGCAGAUUUCCAGCUGUCAAGACACCUCCAUGUUGGAAAGAUGCAGCGCAAGCCUUGACUUCCCGGUCCCGGGCUCUGGACCGAAAAGCCAUCAUCGGCCGAUUUGUUGUGCCAUCAGAGACUGCGAUCAAGAUUGGUUGUCAUGAUGUCUCACGGUCUGAUAAUCCGACUCUCGGAUACCGGCCUGUGAUUGACUCAUAUGAAAUCUGGAAUGGGAAAGGCUGGGCAGAUAGGAAAGAGGUGCUUGCCUGGGGUGCGGCCAACCAGCUGGUGAUGCGGAUCAAGCAAACUGGUGUUCAUCCUCAAGAGAAGUGGAUCAUGUUCAAUGAUGUUGAGGAAGUCAGCAGCUAUGAUGAUAUCUCUUCUCUGCAUCUCCUAUCUUCGAAACCCGAAUACAGCUAUGAGACCGACGUCGAGCAUCUGAUCUUUGGCCGAAUCCGAGGUGACAUUGUUCACAUUACAAUUUCACCGAACGAUGCCACCCACAGCUACAAGAAAAGGUUCCUGACAUAUGGACUCAAGCUCGACAACACAGAUCUAAGUGACGAUCCAGACCCUGUGCUGGGGGCACAUUUUGACAACGGAUCCAUUGCCCUCUACCACACAUUAACAGACAAAGAGGAAGUCGAGCCAUUCACAUGGCUGCGCACAGAGGGCCCCCUACGAAACAAGUACUCAAAACUGCUAUCCCAAUCCCUCGUCGCAGUAUCAACAGGCGACGUGAAAGACUCUCUAUGCAUCUCCAAGGUCACACCAAGCGGCAUUUCCCCCUACCGAACAAUCAGCAUCGACAAUCUAGAUUCCGAUUUCAAAGCCCUGACCAGAAAAGCCAACAUCGGCGCCAUCGAACCUCUCAACACCCACCCCCUAGCCGGUCCCCCAGGAGAAGUCUUCCUAGCCGCAUGGGAUGACUACACAGUCCGACUACACGACCUCCGCUCUCCGAGCCCCUACGAAGUCGCCUACAAAGAUAUAACCGACCUCAACCCAAUAUACAGUCUCCACACAUUCGGACACAACCACUUCCUUGCCGGCGCCGGCGGCGACGCUGUCGUGAAGAUAUUCGACAUGCGCAUGUGCAACCCGUACAGCUAUCUCGACGCGCAAGUCCCCAGCUCAUCGCAAAGACAUCUCACCAACGACACAGCUCCAACAAACAAAAGCAACCCCACCUCCCCCUCCCAUCUCCAAAAAGACUUCUCAGUCUUCCUCUCUAACCCAGCGCCACUCCCACCAACCCAGCCAAACCCCCGCCGCCGCCGUCUCCCCUACCGCGGCCCAAUCUACACAAUGUCAACUCCCUCCCCCUCUUCCCCGACAAUCUACACCGGCAUCGUCGAUGGAAUCGUACGCUUGGAUUUCGCUUCAACGGAUGACAUGACUGGUCCCCGGAAAGGGUGGUACGAAGAUAAUCUCUGUCUGGAUCUCAAUACCGGACCAGGGCCGUCAGCGGAUGUUAGUAGAGAUGCAAUUGACCUGGCGGGGUAUGAGCGUCCCAAUGGGGAUGAUGUGGGCACUACGACUGUUACGUCGAAGUUGAGGAAUCAGCGGGCAUUUUGGGAUAUUCCGCUAUCUAAUGGAGAGGAGGGUGAUGGGGAUGGUUGGGAUUCGAGGUGGGAGCCUUUGGAGGAGGCUGGGGCUUGGAGGAGGAGGAAUUGA